AGGCGCUCUCGGCUCCGGCGGGGGCGGAGGAAGUACCAGCUUUGCACUUCACCCCGGUAGCAGCUUCGCGGCGGGGGAUAGCUUUCUCUGGGGGCCCCACGGACUUGGGUGCUACCCGCACGUCUGUCCAGCCGGAUCAUGGGGUUACCUAAGGGGCCAGAGAGCCAAGGUGUCCCAGAGGUAGAAACAAGAGAAGAUGAAGAACAAAAUGUCAAAUUGACUGAAAUUCUGGAGCUCUUGGUUGCAGCUGGGUAUUUUAGGGCAAGAAUUAAAGGCUUGUCACCUUUUGAUAAGGUGGUAGGAGGAAUGACAUGGUGCAUUACCACUUGCAACUUUGACAUAGAUGUUGAUUUGCUCUUUCAAGAAAACUCUACAAUAGGUCAAAAAAUAGCUCUAUCAGAAAAAAUUGUCUCAGUUCUUCCAAGGAUGAAGUGUCCACACCAGCUGGAGCCUCACCAGAUCCAGGGGAUGGAUUUUAUUCACAUAUUUCCUGUUGUUCAGUGGCUGGUGAAGCGAGCUAUAGAAACAAAAGAAGAAAUGGGUGACUACAUCCGUUCCUACUCUAUAUCCCAGUUCCAAAAAACCUAUAGUCUCCCUGAGGAUGAUGACUUUAUAAAGAGAAAAGAAAAGGCCAUCAAGACUGUUGUUGACCUCUCAGAUGUUUACAAGCCCCGUCGAAAAUACAAACGCCAACAGGGAGCAGAGGAGCUGCUCGAUGAAGAAUCUCGAGUCCAUGCUACACUUUUGGAAUAUGGCAGGGUAACUGAUUCCUUGAUGAGAUAUGGAUUUAGCCGCCAGAGCAAAAUAGAGAAGGCUGAAGACAAGAAAACAGCACUUCCCGCAGGGCUCUUGGCUGCAGAAAAAGCUGAUGCUCAUGAGGAAGAUGAGCUUCAAGCUGCUGAAGAGCAGCGUAUUCAGUCACUGAUGACCAAGAUGACUGCCAUGGCAAAUGAAGAGAGCCGUCUCACCGCAAGCUCCAUGGGCCAGAUUGUGGGACUCUGCUCCGCUGAGAUCAAGCAGAUUGUGUCUGAGUAUGCCGAGAAGCAGUCUGAGCUAUCAGCUGAAGAAAGUCCAGAAAAAUUAGGAACCUCCCAACUUCACUGUCGGAAAGUCAUUUCCUUGAACAAACAGAUUCUGCAGAAGACCAAACAUCUGGAAGAGCUACAGGCAAAUCAUACCAAUCUACAAGCCAGGUAUGAUGAAAUGAAGAAAACACUGACAGAGUUGAAGAGUUAUAGUGAGAAACUGGACAAGGAACAGGCAUCCCUUGAGAAGAUAGAAUCCAAAGCUGAUCCAAGUAUCCUGCAGAACUUGAGAGCACUUGUAGCCAUGAAUGAAAAUCUAAAAAGCCAGGAACGGGAGUUUAAAGCCCAUUGUCGAGAGGAGAUGACACGUCUACAACAGGAAAUUGAAAACCUGAAAGCUGACAGAGCACCAGGUGGAGAAGAAAAGACCCUCUCCAGUGGAGAGCCACAUGAUGCCCUUACCCCUGUGAUAUCUCAUAAUGAAGACCUAGACAGACGAUAUAAUAUGGAGAAAGAGAAGCUUUAUAAGAUCCGUUUACUACAGGCUCGAAGAAAUCGAGAAAUAGCGAUUUUGCAUCGCAAGAUUGAUGAAGUGCCCAGCCGAGCUGAGCUAAUACAGUAUCAGAAGAGAUUUAUUGAACUCUACCGCCAGAUUUCAGCAGUGCACAAGGAAACCAAGCAGUUCUUCACUUUGUAUAAUACACUGGAUGAUAAAAAGGUUUAUUUGGAAAAAGAGAUCAGCCUGCUGAACUCAAUUCAUGAGAACUUCUCACAAGCCAUGGCUUCCCCUGCUGCCCGAGACCAGUUUUUACGUCAGAUGGAACAGAUCGUAGAAGGAAUUAAGCAAAGUAGAAUGAAGAUGGAAAAGAAGAAGCAAGAGAACAAAAUGAGAAGAGACCAGUUGAAUGACCAGUACUUGGAAUUGUUGGAAAAACAGAGGCUAUACUUUAAGACUGUGAAAGAGUUCAAGGAGGAGGGCCGCAAGAAUGAGGUGCUGCUGUCCAAGGUGAAAGCCAAGGCCUCCUGAAAGUUCCCAGCCAUCUUCGUAUGUCAUUGAUUUUUUUUUAAACACCAUAUAUCUGAUACAAGAUUAUAAAAUGGUUCUGAACGCUGCAGUGGAGAGAUGCUGGUGUAAUGAUUUCCAUACCCUGGAUGUUUUCUUUCUCCUGUUGGCUUCCAUUCUGUCUCUGUAUUGGUUAUUGUUGAUGCAAUCAGUCAGUGUAAAUACUGUGGCUUAGAUUACACCCAUCGUCCUCUGCAGAAAUGUGAGCAGUAUUUGUUCUCUAUGUCGACUCAACUUUUAUUUCUCCAAUAACACUGCACAUAUGACCUGAUACCUGUAUUUGUAUGGACUCUGAAUAAAGAGGAAUUCAUUUGCUUA
Phyllostomus hastatus (greater spear-nosed bat) is the source of this 2406-nucleotide messenger RNA. It is a transcript of the gene CCDC93, whose product is annotated as coiled-coil domain containing 93. The coding region runs from base 139 to 2052 and encodes 637 amino acids. NCBI's taxonomy places the organism in Eukaryota, Metazoa, Chordata, Mammalia, Chiroptera, Phyllostomidae. The record is from RefSeq and is a predicted model, not a curated record. The transcript has 25 exons. Gene Ontology annotation, biological process: Golgi to plasma membrane transport.